CACGGAACACCAGGAAAAGACAACAGGAAGUAACCCACCUCUGCUGUCACAGGGAGAUGCUAAAAGCGGCGGACAGAAAACCCGCUGUACGGAGGAUUAUCUCCGCACGGCGCGUCCACAUUACCUCGUUUGUGACAUUGUGUAAAGCGUACCGGGCUGGGAGGAGCUGCGUUGUGCGGUGAAGUUGGUAAAAUCUACGGGAAGCCCGGUUUCAGUGCCAUCGAGGUGACGCCGGGGCUAAAGUUAGCUCGUCCAGCUCGCUGGGAUCGGACUACAGUCCUGACAGUCCCGUGUUUCAACGACGGUCACAAUCGCCGACAUGAGAGAAAUAACGACAAGACUGCGACUACUUUAACACGAUUUCACUUCGGUUCUGUGUUGCAAUGAGAAGCAGCGGCGUCCAGCUCUGAAGGCUCGGUGCGAUGAACUCGGUAUCGCCUAGUGCGGUGCAGUACGUCGGGGGAGUGAUGCAGGAUGAGCUGGUGGAGAGCCGGAGGCAGCAGCCGCAGCAGCAGCAGCCUCUGGAGCGGCAGGGCAGCUUCGGUCUCAGGCUGCCUCAAAAUGAUGCCAGCAGAGAGGCAGCCGGAGAGCCAGACGAGAUGGACAAACUGAAAGCCAAGCUGAUGUCAGCGUGGAACAAUGUCAAAUAUGGUUGGACUGUGAAGUCUAAAACCUCCUUCAAUAAGAAUUCCCCUGUCAUUGUUCUGGGACACUCGUAUUUGCUCAACAGCGAAGAUGAAGUGGAGCGGUUCCGGCUGGCUUUCGUGUCCAGAAUCUGGCUCACCUACAGGCGGGAGUUCCCUCAGCUGGAAGGUUCCACCUGGACCACCGACUGCGGCUGGGGCUGCAUGCUGCGCAGCGGGCAGAUGCUGCUGGCGCAGGGGCUCCUGGUCCACCUAAUGCCCAGAGACUGGGUGUGGCCAGAUGCUCAGCAGCUGACCGACGUGGACUUUGAGGUCUUUCGACCACGGUCUCCAGCCCGGGCUGCAGGGGUCCCCAUCCCGUCCUUUGGCUCGACACGAGCGCCAAACACUCCAGAGAAAUCACACAGCCAGGCCCCGAGAACCAGCCAAAAGAAAAGAGCCGAGUCCGUGAAGGACAGACAGGCAGAGCCCGUUCACUACAAGCUGCUCACCUGGUUUGGAGAUCAGCCCCCUGCGCCGUUUGGCAUUCACCAGCUGGUGGAAAUUGGCAAAGGUUCAGGAAAAAAGGCUGGUGACUGGUACGGCCCCUCCAUAGUGGCUCACAUACUAAGGAAAGCAAUGGCUAAAACCUCUGUGAUCCAAAACCUGGCUGUAUAUGUGGCUCAAGACUGCACAGUGUAUAAGGAGGAUGUGGCCCGUCUGUGUGAUAUGUCACCGAGUCAGAGUCCUGCUGAUCCAGCCAGCCUGGGCUGGAAGUCCGUGAUCAUUCUGGUGCCGGUACGCCUGGGAGGGGAGUCCCUCAACCCUUCAUACAUCGAAUGUGUCAAGAACAUCCUGAAGCUGGAUUGUUGUAUUGGAAUAAUUGGAGGGAAGCCGAAGCAUUCACUCUACUUCGUUGGCUUCCAAGAUGAGCAGCUGUUGUAUCUGGACCCUCACUACUGCCAGCCUGUGGUCGACGUCUCUCAAGCCAACUUCUCUCUGGAGUCCUUCCACUGUAGCUCUCCUAAGAAGAUGCCCUUUAAUCGGAUGGACCCCAGCUGCACCGUUGGUUUCUACGCCAAGAACAAGAAGGACUUUGAGUCUCUGUGCUCUGCUGUUAGCAUGGCUCUUGCCUCGUCAAAAGAGAAGUACCCCAUCUUUACCUUCGUAGAAGGCCAGAGUCAGGACUAUGGGCUGGAGGGUCACAGCAGCAAUCACAGCAGCCCCCCAGCCCACAUUUUACCUCCGGCCAGACCGGGCCUGAGCAGCAACAGAAGGAGCAGCGACGAGUUCGUCUUCCUCUAAAGCUCUCCCUGCUCCGGCCUGUAGGGGGCAGAAGUGGACAAGCUAUUUCUUGUGAAGAAAAUGAGAACUCCUGUUGAUGAUACAGCUGUCAGGUGAUAUGACUCUUUGAACUUUGCUCCCCCCUCCCUGCUGUCUUCGCCUCCACCUUAGUGGGAAUCAUAAGCUAGCAGGACUUCUGUGGGCCGACUGGAGCACUGCUUUACCGGGUGAGGAGGAUGGCCGAUUGGACCUUGGUUGGAAGUGCUUCUUCUACUUGAAGUUUCCAGGAUUCACUCACAGAAAUGGAAAUUCAAAAAAACAACAACAACAAAGUCGAUUACAUAUUUACUGAGCAUACUGGACAGACGGAGGUGGGCUGCCUCACAUUGUUCUUGUAUUAUAUGCCAUCUGCUGUACAUCUCAAUAAUUUCCACUUUGUACAUUUAUUUAUCAAGUUCAUGAAUGUGUGUGUUUGUAUGCACGCGAGUGCCAGGUUUGUGUAAUUUAUUUGUUCUGUCUAUAAUUGUACAGAGUUGAAAUCUGUUGCGUUGCAGGAGUCUGACUUUCUCCGCAGAGCCGUGUGUUUCGCUCAACUGUUGUAGUUUGGCCUGAAUCUCAGGGCAGAUGACCUGAGGGCCUCUCUUCCACACACCUCCAGCUUCAUCUCAUCAUUAUUUAUAAUUAAGAAAAUGAAACACUCCCAGAAAUCUCCUGUUACGUUUUUCCCGCUGCUUCAAGAAUUAAUCAGAGUCCCAGGUUGGCUGUGGGAGAAAUUAUCCUCUCAGCUGGAGGUGGAAAUGGUUCUUUACCUGCUCGUCUCAUCCAGCGGAGCUGCAGAGAUAACUGGACAUGUCUUCAAAACAUUUCUGGCUCAGCACAGGUUUUAGAGUUUAACUCACACAGCCAAGGCAAUAAAACCGACUCAAGCUGAAGGGUUUUUUUUGCUCAAUCGUGAAUCAUAUGUUGCAGUGGUUUUUUUUUUUUUUUUUUUUUUUGCAUAAGAAGCUACUGCAAGUUGCACUACUACUGUUUUGGGGAUUAUUGUUCUGAUUAAACUUCAAUCACUGGAUUU
Salarias fasciatus (jewelled blenny) is the source of this 2979-nucleotide messenger RNA. It is a transcript of the gene atg4da, whose product is annotated as autophagy related 4D, cysteine peptidase a. Gene Ontology annotation, cellular component: cytoplasm. The record is from RefSeq and is a predicted model, not a curated record. Gene Ontology annotation, biological process: C-terminal protein lipidation; mitophagy; protein delipidation. Gene Ontology annotation, molecular function: cysteine-type endopeptidase activity; protein-phosphatidylethanolamide deconjugating activity. Lineage: Eukaryota; Metazoa; Chordata; Actinopteri; Blenniiformes; Blenniidae. The transcript has 11 exons. Bases 423 to 1928 code for a protein of 501 amino acids.